AUGCCGAUCCUCGUGGGAUGGCCCAAAGGCGCUGUGAAGUACUUGCAGCAGCGGUUUGACAUAGAGAGGUGGCAGAUGCGGGGGGCAUCUGCCGGCGCCCUGGUGGCCACACUGGCCGCCUGCAAUGUCAACAGCGAGGUGGCCUUUGAGAGCGCGCACAGACUCUCUGUGGAGAACAAGCUCUUUGAGAGACCCCUCGGCCUGGCAGGUGUUUGGGGCAGCAUUGUGAGGCAGUGGUUGGAAGACAUUCUCCCAGCUAAUGCAGCCGACAAGUGCAGGGGGCGCUUGAAGCUGGUAGUGACAGACAUCCGCGGCUUCCAGCUAGCAUACAUCGAUGACUUUGCGACAAAGGAUGAGGUCAUCGAUGCCAACCUGGCAUCUGCGCACAUUCCCUUCUUCCUGGAUGGCCGGCCCUUUGCCUCGUUCAGGAAUAAACUGUACAUUGAUGGUUCGGUCACAGACUUUCUGUACUACGACAACAGCGAGCUGCUGAAGUGCAACGGAGAUGCAUUCAUCCUGGACUACACACAGGAUGAGCUGCUGAGUACCACAAGGCUGGAUUUCGUGAAGCUGAGGAACCCGGAGGAGAUCAAGCACCUGAUAGAUGCUGGCUACGCAUAUGCACAACGCAUGGAUGACACUGGAGUCCUCAUGCAGUACUUUGGGGGAGCAGGCAGCCUACAGUCGCCCAAUGUGUGGGAGGACGUGCGGAAGGAGCAGGAGGCCGUUGUCACUUUCAGUGCUGACGGCAAGGAGCGGCUCGGACCCUUGGGAACAACAAGCAGGGCUGUGCUAGACGAGGACAUCCCAGCUGGCGGCGCAUUUUACUGCACCCCCUGCUCUCGCUACUUCCUCUCGGACCAUGCGCUCUCUGAGCAUUCACGCACCAAGCCGCACAAGCGGAGAUUGAAGGAGUUAGGCGGAGCACGGCCGCACAAUCAGAGAGAUGCAGAGCUGGCAGCGGGCAUGGGUGCUCCAGACAAUGGCCAGAAGGCAAAGCCUGUGGAGAUGGAGUCUUGA
Molecule: messenger RNA, 1020 nt
Organism: Coccomyxa subellipsoidea C-169
Lineage: Eukaryota; Viridiplantae; Chlorophyta; Trebouxiophyceae; Coccomyxaceae
Exons: 9
Coding region: 1-1020 (339 amino acids)
Biological process (GO): lipid homeostasis; triglyceride catabolic process
Cellular component (GO): membrane; cytoplasm; lipid droplet
Molecular function (GO): triacylglycerol lipase activity
Source: RefSeq, a predicted model, not a curated record